UAACUGAAUUUCAGUGUGACAGAGUGGCAAGCAAAACCGCUUUUGGGAAUACAGAGGAUCCGAUCAGGACCCGUUCUAUCGUCUUCCAAAUGAACUCAGUUACUUUCAGACAAAGUUUAAUUUAAGUUGACACCCGGAGAAAUCUUCAGAACAUCGUGCCAAACUUAUUUCUAGAUCUAUGAAUUAAACUUAAACGGUGGAGGGCAUCAGAUCUUAUUCAAUUGAGUUUGGAAUUUGAUUAAAACCACUGAAGUUUGGAUAUAGGUGGUUUGGACAGAUAAUAGUAACCAAAUUAUAUUUGUGACAAUCAAAUCCAGUGUUGACGCGUUGAAGUGCGUAUCAAGGAGAUACAAAGUGACGGACAAUUGGACAAAUACUUAAUCUUCAUCUCGAAUCUUCACAUUUCAAGUAGAGAUUUAGUUCAGGACAACUGAACGGGGUGAGCUUUACUGGUAUUUUCAUAAAGAUGAAAGCCAAAUAGGACUAUGCGCGCACGAAUUUGCCAUGACAUAAUGGGAAGCUAGAAUAUUGGGAGUGCCAAAUACUGGGAAUGCCUUAUUACUAGCACCUUCGUGGUGGAGAAAUGGGAUGACAGUGGGCAGCUGAGGUGAGACUGAUAAGGACAAUGAUUGUGCCCGGCGUUGGCAUCCCGCUCCCGGAGCGUCUGUUGCUGAUGUUGGUCCUGCUGUCUGUCUCUGAGUCGAGGCUCACUCAAGCUUGCCCUGGGCUCAUCACUAGUGGCUGCAGCUGUACAGAUGAACGCUCCAAAGCCCACUCCACUCAAACCGUUCGGAAAAGAGUCAGCUGCGGUAACGAAGAACUUUCUGAAACUCCAGAGUCCGGCCUACUACCCAACCAGACCGUUACUUUAAUUUUGAGCAACAAUCGCAUCAGGGUUCUGAGAAAUGGAUCCUUUGUUGGACUCUAUGCCCUGCAGAAACUAGACCUCAGGAGCAACCUCAUCAGCACCAUCAUGCCUGGAGCCUUCCAAAGUUUAUCUGAUCUUCGGAAGCUUGACCUGUCCAACAACCGCAUCGGCUGCUUGACUCCAGACAUGUUCCAGGGACUCACCAACCUCACCAAACUGAACCUCUCUGGAAACAUAUUAUCUACCUUGGACUCGGGGGUCUUUCAGGAGCUCCCCUCUCUUAAGCUAGUGAACUUCAACUCUGACUUCCUGUCAUGUGACUGUGGGCUGCGCUGGGUGCCUGGUUACUUUCACACCAGUGCAGUGCGGCUGGGGGACGAGACCGUCUGUGCCUAUCCCAAGAGCCUCCAUGGAAAGCCUCUGCGUGGACUGAGGGAAAGUCAGCUGAGCUGUGAUGGGCCUCUGGAGCUGCACACCCUGUCUCUCCUGCCGUCCCAGCGCCAGGUGGUCUUCAAGGGGGACCGAAUGCCCUUCCACUGCACUGCUGCCCUGGUGGACAAAAUCACUGUGAUGCACUGGCGGCACAAUGGCCAGCUGGUGACCUCUGACCCUGGACAGGGCGUCAGUCUGGAGGCCAGCGUUGUGCAUGACUGCACCUUCAUCACCAGUGAGCUCAUCCUGUCCAACGUGCAUGUGGAGGCCAGUGGUGAGUGGGAGUGUGUGGUGGCCACUGGGCGAGGCAACACUUCCCGCAGUGUGGAGAUAGUGGUGCUGGAGAACAGUGCCUCCUUCUGUCCGGAGGAGAGAGUCACUAACAACCGGGGGGAGUUCAAGUGGCAGAAGACCCUGGCAGGUAUCACCUCCUACCAGUACUGUCUGCAGCUACACUACCCCUCCCUGUCCAUGGGGGGUGGUGUGGUGCAGAAGCAGGCAUCACGCUACUGUGACCGCUCAGGGAGCUGGGAGGAGGGAGACUAUGACAACUGUCUCUACACUAACGACAUCACACGGGUCCUACACACCUUCAUCCUGAUGCCCAUCAAUGCCUCUAAUGCGGCCACUCUGGCACAUCAGGUGCGUACCUACACUGUGGAGGCAUCCGGUUUCACUGACACCAUGGACGUGAUGUACGUGGCCCAGAUGAUGGAGAAAUUCAUGGGAUAUAUCCGACCACUGCGAGAGCUGUCAGAGAUGCUGGUGGACAUGGGCAGUAACCUGAUGCAGGUGGAUGAUCAGAUCCUAGCCGUUGCCCAGAGAGAGAAGAGAGCCUGCAGCUCCAUAGUCCACUCUCUGGAGACCCUGGCCUGGCCCCAGCUACACAGCCAUGCCCAGGAUCUCUCCAUGAUCUCCAGGAACAUUGUGAUGGAGGCCCACCUUAUCCGUCCGGCCCACUUCACUGGCAUGAGCUGCACAGCCUACCAACGCCGGGAGACCUUGUUAGGCAACCUGGGCAUGGAGGGGGCAGAGCCCACCCACGAACAGCAGCUCCGCUUCCGCUGCACCACUGGCACCCACAACACCUCCCUAAACAACUUCCCCAUGAAGAAUGCUGUAGCCUUGGCCUCUGUGGUUCUUCCUGCCUCUCUGUUCCCCCCGGACGCCCCGUCAGACUGUAAGCUCCAGUUUGUGGCGUUCCGUACAGGGAGGUUCUUCCCUUUCUCUGGGAACUCCAACGGUCCUGGAGAGCACGUCCGCAGACACAGUAUCAACAGCCCAGUGGUCUACGUAGGCCUGGACGGGUGCAGUUUGUGGAACCACUCGGAGGCUAUCCUGGUGUCCCUGCGCCACUUGACCCCGGGCAGCGAGCCGGUGGCGGCCCACUGGAGCUUACAGGCACUGCUGCAGAAGCAGGGGGGGUGGAGCCAGGAGGGCUGCCAACUGGCCCACACUGACUCUGCCACCUCCACCCUGCGCUGCUCUGUGCUCAGCAACUACGCUGUGCUGCAGGAUGUUCCUGACUUCCCCCACUCCCCACCCAUGUUAGUGAGGGUGCUCCACCCUGUGGUUUACACCUGUACUGCAAUCCUCCUCCUCUGCCUCUUCACCGUCAUCAUCACACACAUACUACACUACAGUUCUAUAAAUAUAUCCAGAAAGAGCUGGCACACGUUACUCAAUACCUGCUUCCACAUCGCUAUGGCCACAGCUGUCUACGCAGGAGGUAUCACCCUGACCAGCUACCCAAUGGUGUGCCAGGCAGUGGGCAUCGCUCUACACUACUCCUCCUUGUCUACUCUGCUGUGGAUCGGUGUCAGCGCCAGAGUCCUCUACAAAGAGGCUGUCUGGAGGAUGCCACGGCAACCAGAGGGAGAGUCUACUGUUCCACCUACUCAGCGGCCUAUGCUCAGGUUCUAUCUAAUAGCUGGUGGUGUUCCUCUCAUCAUAUGUGGCAUCACUGCAGCUGUCAACGUCAACAACUAUGGGGACAACAACCCUUACUGCUGGUUGGUGUGGCGGCCCAGUUUGGGGGCCUUCUUUGUCCCCGCAGGCUUGGCGGUAUUGGUGACCUGGAUCUAUUUCCUGUGCACUGUGUUUCGCCUGAGGCACCGGGUGGCCAAAGAGUGCCCAAGAUUCUCCCUGUCCUCCCCUGUGCCUGAGAGCCAGCCAGCCCUGGGUGGCAGCACCAGCCUCCUGUCCACAGACUCUGUGGUGGGGACCAUACAUGCUGUGUUGACCCCAGAGGACCAGUACACCCUGAAGGUGCAGUUCCUGGUGCUGGUAGCCACCCACUUCCUGUUCCUGGCCCUGUGGAGCUGUGGAGCCAUGGCCAUGUGGCUGACAGGGCGCAGCAGCCUAUUGUUCAGCUGUCUCUAUGGAGUAGCUGCCAUCGUGUUGGGGGUGUUCCUGGUGGUCCACCACUGCAUCCGACGCCUGGAUGUGCAGACCUCCUGGCUAAGCUGCUGUCCAGGAAAUCGGCGCUCCCAGCCCAUACCAGUCUACACGCACACCUGCACCACUGUGAGUGGGGUGCAGACCACCUCUGAACAGGGAUCCCAGAUCUUCAUUGGCUGCCAUCCUCCAGGGGAUCCCCACAACACCUCAUCAGCCAGGUCCUCCUCCACCCCCAGUGGGAUCAGCAGUGUGGGCCCUGGGCCCUGCAAACUUACCAACCUGCUGCAGGUGGCACAAGAAAAUAUCAACAAUGCCACUCGUGCCCCAGCAGGCAUCAACACCAGCACCAGUACAGACAAUAACAACAAGCUAGCUAACAACCUGCUGCCCACACUAGGCUCUGUAGCCCCUGUCCAGCCUCAGAGGAGGAAGGUCAGUGGCAGAACUAAACAAGGGAGCAGCCAGUAUCACCACCGAGGUGAAGGCAGAGGUCACUACCGUCUCAAAGCCAUGAGGACUGGUGGGGGAGGGGGCAGUAUGGGAGCACUGGGACCUACAGGUAUAGAACAGCACAACACUGCCCAUCCAUCCCACAAACAGGCCACUAGUGAGAAUGGCAGUCUCCAUCACAGCCACUCUGAAAGCCCGGCCAGCCCGCUAACCAACGGUAACGGUAGGAGAGUGGGGGGGACAGUGACCACCAGCCCCUCAGAGGGUAGCGACGGGGGCAGCAGCGGCAGCCGUAAGCCCUUCCCUCUGCUCCCCUCUGUGGCCAGCAGGGUGGCCAUGCAAGGUAAUAGGUGCAGCGCCAGCCGAGACAAUCUGAAACUGGCAGCGGCUGCAGAGCGGGAAACUAAGCGCUGCUCCUACCCUCUGAACAGUAUCACUACCACUGUACCAGGGGCUGCCCCUAACGGCACCAUCAAGAGCUCUGUGAUAGAGCUGGAAUUGGACACAAGUUGUACAGACCAUUCCCAGAGCUCUGUGGGCAUGAAAAGUAUGUGGAAGAGUGAAACUACAGUGUGACCCUCACUCUCUCCCAGCAAAUGUCCACAGUGGACCCUGGCAAUAUUUGAUAUCACUGCUGUUGUUGUAGUGUCCGACACCUAUAGAGACAAAUCCUGAUCUGAGAUCCAUGUGUGUAACUCCCCAGCUAGCAUAUAACGUUCUGAGAACCAUAUGUUUCUUAUAGAGCUUGGUGAGAGCGUGGUUGUCCUAUGGUUAUUUUGUAUAAAACCUUCCCACAACUUUCUGCAAAUGAUGCAGAAUAGUUGCUUGUCUUUGGAACAUUCUCAGCAAAUUUAAGGAGCUUGACCAAAAAAAACGUAUUUUCUUGGUAUUUCAUUACUUUAAGAGAACGUUCAAACAUGGUUACAUUUAAUAAAAAUGUUGGUAAUGUUCUAGAAACAUUCUCCAACUGGUUUUACAUUUGGAAUGUUCUCAAAUAGUUCAGAGAACUUUAAGAAACAACGUUCUUCUGUGGGAAUUUCAGUACUUCAGCAUAACAUUUCCUACAGGUUUCGAAUAAAACAUAAUCAAAUCUAAAUGUAUUUGUCACAUGCUUCGUAAACAGCAGGUGUAGACUAACAGUGAAAUGCUUACUUAAGGGUCCUUUUCCAACAAUACAGAGUUAAAGAUAAAGAUAAAAAAAUCUAAAUAGUGUCAUGUUCUCAAAUUGUUCCAAGAACAUUAAGUAAACUUUCCAUUAAAAAAAACACAAGAAAACUUUAGUAACGUUCAGAGGAAGUUCUAAGAAUGUUAUUUAAAAACAUAUAUUUCCAUUCUUCCGCAUCAAUGAAACUCUUUCUAUCUUUUAUCUUGUUAAGUGUGUUCAGGUGUGUUGGCCUUGCCCACUAAUUGGCCAUACCCGAGUGCUUCUUUCCCUGUAAAAUGGAGUCCGUUUGAAUAGACAAAAAUGAAAAGCUUUGUAUUUGUAAAAAAACAUGGCAUGCUAGCUCCAUCCGGGUGGCGCAGUGGAUGAAUUCCAUGAAUAGAAAACAUAAGAUUAUAGGUUUGAAUCUCACUGAUGCCGUCACAAUAAAAAAUAAAUGUGUUUGCAUGAUUAAUGCCUAAGGAAAUGAAUUUCCAUGUGUCCUAUCUGUGCUUGGAGUUCAAUAAAGUUGACUCAAAAUAAGCUGGUUGUGUUGCUAAAAGUCUUAUUGAAACAUUCAGUUAAAGUAAUUCAAAAACCUCCAGAUCACCUAUAAUUUCUGUUCUCAGAGCGCUGGGUCAGACUUUCAUGGACAUUUCAUUUAAAUAAUUGCAAAGAACUUCAAGUUGCACAUGUGGAUCUCAAAUUGGGAAUCAGCUCAUGAUGAGGUUUUUAUUUUAAAUGUGUAAAGGAGAUAGAUCAUGGGGUUGUGUUGCUUCUUACUUUUGCUUCCAUCACAGUGAUGGUAUGGGAUGUGUACUUUCAUCUCUGUCACUUAUGAACUGUUUGUUGGGUUUGCCAGGAAUUCAAGGCCUGUCUUUUGUGCACCUAAAAUACUCAUUUAUUCACAGAAAGUUUUACAAGCUAAGUCUAAAAUUGACAUAAGAUGUUGAUUUUGGAUACCUUAAAGGGGCAAUUUGCGAUUGUAUUCUUAUUCUGUGGAUAUCAACUAUAGCAUGAAUGGAAUCUGAGAUUGUCAAUUUCUACAGUACGGCUGUGCAUUUCCUCUGUGAAGAAUCCUUUUGCUCUUAUUAUGUUGACUUGUAUUAUUGUGGGUCUGUGGGCAUGUGUGUGUGUGUGUGUGUGUGUGUGUGUGUGUGUGUGUGUGUGUGUGUGUGUGUGUGUGUGUGUGUGUGUGUGUGUGUGUGUGUGUGUGUGUGUGUGUGUGUGUGUGUGUGUGUGUGUGUGUGUGUGUGUGUGUGUGCGUGUGCUUCCGUGAAUGUGUGUUUGUGUGUGAGAUCCUUAAUCUAGGAUGAGAGAAUGCAGUUUCUAAAAAAAAAUGUUUUUAUUAAAACGUAUUGACUCGGAUUCAAAUACACAUCAGCACUGAGAGGGAACUUCUCCCCUUCAUGAACAGGUUGGACAAGUAUCAGUGUUUGGAUAAAAUGAACUAAGAGUGACCUUUCUUUGACCCUGGCAUGUACUCUGAAAUGUUCCUGGUUAUUUUUCAUAUGAACUAUCCCCUUCCUUCUUCCUUUUUCCAUUUUCCUUUACUGGCCUGUGUUCAGUUCGGGGAAAAAACGUACUGUAACAUUCAAUUAAACGGAAACAGUGCUGUUCUGAAUGACCUGUUCAAAACAGGGAGGGAUUGGGUUGUGGGCUGUGGAACGCUGUCAGCAUGACCGCUACCCUUUAAAUAUGUCACUCACUGCUUCAAGCCACACCCCACCACACCCACCAAACGGAGAAAACGUACCUCAAAGUCUGUUCAAGAAUGUUGAAGAAAAAUUUGGGGAAAUGUGUCAUUCAGUACAAAUGGUUACACAAUGUACCAAAUGUUCAAUCGAACUGAACGCACCCCUGUGCUCUCAUACCCUCUUGGAGUUUCAAAUCUCUGGAUUUACAAUUAUCUAAACACUGCCCCCUCCAGGAUUUCAAACAUCAUUGUUCAUGCGCUGACAAAUCAAAGGGAUGCAUCAUUUUAAACCAUGUUCAGUUUGCCAUCUGCAUCAGGAGACUAUGUUAACGGUUGUUAAAUUAUGUGGUAAAUGGCUCUGGUUUAUAACACAUUAAUCAAGAUACAGUAAGUGCUUACUGACCCCCCCCCCCCCCACACACACACACACACACACAUUUACCUCAUAAACUAAUGGCUUAGAAGCUUGUUACAUUAAAAAUCAACUACUUCUACACCAUUUUUUUCUGUUAAUGUAUAAAGCUCAGAGUAAAGGCAAAAUAAAUUAUGACAGAACUGGUUCAUGUUAUCUACAUAAUUGCCUCAUGUUUCUUCACACACUUUAUCAUCCAAUAUUGUGUAAAACCAUAUUAUGCUAUUUUGAUCUUGAGUAUUCUUUAAGAGUGUGUAAGAAUGCAACAACUCAGUGCAUCUUAGAUAAGCUCCUCUAAACAACUACAAUGUCUUCAUGGAAAUUAUUAUGCCAAAGAAUUGUGUAGAAUAGCAGAGCUUACCUCAACGUCAGUGUUUAGCAAAUUGGAUGCAUUUCAUAGAUUGUAUCCUUAUUCUAGGUCCUGAAAUCUCCCUUUGGGUUAAUGUUAAAAACUCAAACUCACAAAGCUCAGAUUUGUGAUAAGUACAAAGCAGUGGUAUCAUAUACGUCAAUACAUGUAUUGUAUUUAAUUGUUAAGGGGAUGUCAAACUGCUAAACCUGCGGUAGUGGCUGGUCACAACAUGUUUAUAUAACCUGUGUCUGAUAUUCAUGAGUUUACCUUCUACAACACUUUGUCACUGGAAAAAACAUCCUUCUUAUUACACUUAUUUACAUUAGGUAUUAAAUGUCAAAAUGUGCAAGAACACAAUGAUAGAAUGUGUCAUCUUUUCACUCAUGGUUACCCAGAUUUACAUUUCAUCCAUUUACUAACAUUCAUCACAUUGGUGAUAGGUCCCUAAAUGAUUUCCAAGUUUUGUGUCCACUCUCAUCUCAAAAUGAAAAAGGGAGAUUUCAAAAUGUAUGUAUAUUUAUAUUUUAAUUUGUCACAGUGACAUCAGAAUGAAACGAUUGUGACAAAUAACGGUUUUUAAUUCAAUAAUAUAUUGUUCAAGAAAUUCAGACUGUGCCUUAUAGAAAAAAACUGAUGCAAAAUAAAAUAAAAAUACAACUUCA
This is a messenger RNA of Salmo salar (Atlantic salmon), 8413 nucleotides long. RefSeq names its product adhesion G protein-coupled receptor A2. Gene Ontology annotation, biological process: cell surface receptor signaling pathway; positive regulation of canonical Wnt signaling pathway; sprouting angiogenesis. Gene Ontology annotation, cellular component: plasma membrane; Wnt signalosome. Gene Ontology annotation, molecular function: protein binding; G protein-coupled receptor activity. The record is from RefSeq and is a predicted model, not a curated record. NCBI's taxonomy places the organism in Eukaryota, Metazoa, Chordata, Actinopteri, Salmoniformes, Salmonidae.